This is a messenger RNA of Agrilus planipennis (emerald ash borer), 2026 nucleotides long. Its product is annotated as G1/S-specific cyclin-D2-like. The transcript is spliced from 6 exons. Gene Ontology annotation, cellular component: cyclin-dependent protein kinase holoenzyme complex; cytoplasm; nucleus. Bases 888 to 1751 code for a protein of 287 amino acids. Lineage: Eukaryota; Metazoa; Arthropoda; Insecta; Coleoptera; Buprestidae. The record is from RefSeq and is a predicted model, not a curated record. Gene Ontology annotation, molecular function: cyclin-dependent protein serine/threonine kinase regulator activity. Gene Ontology annotation, biological process: positive regulation of G1/S transition of mitotic cell cycle; regulation of cyclin-dependent protein serine/threonine kinase activity; mitotic cell cycle phase transition.
AAUAAUUAAGUACAAAUAAAAAAAUCAUUGCAGCUCGUAGUGAAACAAAAGAAAAACACUUCUUCCUAUUUGUCUCGACUUGCACAUCGUCAUUUUUCUUCUUAUUUUCAAUAUCUACAUCCUCUACACUCAUUCCCUAUCCUAAAUCUUGCCAUUAAUUAAAAGCUCCUGAAGAAGGCGAAAUACGUAUAGAAUGAUUAGUGAAGAUACUGAUAAACCAACUGAAACAGUUUUCCAAGUCGUGUUUAAUAUUUAUUGUACGGUUUUAUUACGUUGUUAAAGAUUGUAAUGGUGUUAAAUGAAGUUUACAAUAAAUUUAAACAAAUUCGUUAUUUUAUCUGGAAGCAGUUUUUUUUUAACGCGAUACGUCGUCGUGGCAAGUGGCAAUUUGUUAAUUUCAGUCGGUAUGGAAUUCUUUAUGAAUGGCGGUAAAACAUCUUGCUGGUUGGGCUUGAAAUCAGCGGCAAAGGAUUAAAAGCACCACAAUGGGCGAUAUGGCAUAAUACGUAGAGAGCCCAAGGCUCGAAGGAGCGGGAAUCCUGGCUGCUAGUGUCGUAGUGGGGGUACAAGUGGCAGAGAUACCGGCUCAGCUUAUCGUGGAAAAGCCGGCAAUCAUCAUUUGCUUCCGACCACUGAGUGUCGCUGCAGCAAAGCUAUCCAAUUCUUGACUGAGAUCAGCUGUGCGCUCUGGUUUUCAAACCACAGUCAUUUCCACAACUCGAAAAGCAUUUUAAUUCUUUUUUUACUGUUACCGUGUAGUUAUUAUAAUAAACAAACUGUAGUGUACUUGUCUGUGAUUCAAAUAUACGUGCGGUAUUGGAACUUGAAAGAUACAACAGUAAAAAAAAACAAAAAGAAACAAUAAAAUUAAUCUUUGGACUGCAAAUAUGAUGGACUUGUUCUGUUGCGAAACGCCAGAAAACAGGGCCUAUCCGGACAAAGUUUUGCUCACCAAGCGCGUGCUAGUUAAUAUUUUGAAGAUCGAAGAGCGAUAUGCCCUUCUUUCCAAUUGUUUUCCUACUGUGCAGACCGAGGUGACCGUUCAAAUGAGAAAAAUCGUUGCCGAUUGGAUGAUGGAGGUUUGCGAAGAACAAAGCUGUCAAGACGAAGUAUUCCCUUUAGCAAUGAAUUUUAUGGAUAGGUUUUUAAGGGUUUGUUGCAUAAGACCAUUACCUGCCCAAACAUUAGUCUUUUAUACCGAUCACAGUAUCACCAUAGAGCAACUCAGGAAGUGGGAAAUUCUAGUCUUAAGCAAAUUAAAAUGGGACGUUGCAGCUGUAACACCCCAGGACUUCCUGAGGCAUAUUUUGUGGAGGUUACCCGUCGAAUCCGUAGGAAUCAAUUAUGAUAUUGUAAAUAGUCAUGCGAAGACGCUCAUAUCUCUCUGUGCGCGAGAAUUCGAGUUUACGAGGUACCUUCCAAGUAUGAUAGCGUGUGGAAGUGUGGUAUCGGCCCUGUGCGGUUUGGGGUGGAUGGCAAAAAGCGGAAGAAAUUUGACAGACCUACUUAAAAUGUUGCACGAAAUCACGUCGAUUGAACAGGAAUUCAUAUACGAGUGUUUCAAGCAAAUAGAAAACAUGGUAAGUCAAUCGGCGUCGUCUUCGAAUUGCGUCCCGUGCGCUCCCGAGACUGAUAACUCAUUGUACGGACUGCGACCUGACGAAUUCACACCCCCGCCAUCGGCGUCCGAUAAACUACAAGAACAAGAGUCCGCUGGUACUCCUACCGAUGUGAGAGAUGUCCACUUUUGAGAAACUGUAAGGUGAUAUAUUAUACAAACCUAUAUAUAAAUGGGUGGCCAUGACGGCAUUUUUAUAUGUAAGUAGAAAUAAAUAGACGGAUUUGAUGGAUGGUACCGAAAAAAAAAAAAAGGAAACAAAUACGAUAGAAACGUGAAAGCUUUAAAACAAAGGCCCUACAUUGAUUUUAAAACACGCAUAGCAGUGCCAUAUUUUUUUUUUGCAUCAAUAGUAACAGUUUUAAGAACGGAAAACGUUGUGCAAUAUUACUUAUCGUUAAUCAAAUA